Molecule: messenger RNA, 5231 nt
Organism: Drosophila erecta
Lineage: Eukaryota; Metazoa; Arthropoda; Insecta; Diptera; Drosophilidae
Gene: Myo95E
Product: unconventional myosin-Ia
Exons: 18
Coding region: 184-4050 (1288 amino acids)
Biological process (GO): vesicle transport along actin filament; actin filament organization
Cellular component (GO): plasma membrane; myosin complex; actin cytoskeleton
Molecular function (GO): microfilament motor activity; ATP binding; actin filament binding
Source: RefSeq, a predicted model, not a curated record
UGGCCAAGAGACAACAUCGAUAGUGUCAUCGAUGGCUGGGCCACCACUAGUACUCACUGGAUGCAAAAAUGUCUUUUCUGAAAAGUUGAUGUAUUCAAAUUCAAAUGGUGAACUCGAUUUUGGCCGUUGCCGUUGUUGUCACUACUGCCGUGCACGUUGUUGUAAUUGGAGCUGGGAAUCGCGAUGGAGCAGGAAAUCGGUACCUGGGAUUCGGUGCUGCUCGAGAACCUGUCCGAGGAUAGUUUCAUAAACAACAUCCACCAGCGCUAUAAGCGCGAUCACAUAUAUACCUACAUUGGAACGUCUGUUGUGGCUCUGAAUCCAUAUCAUCACAUAUCCGAGCACUCUCUGGACAAUGUCCGCAACUAUGGCGAUAAGGGCAUCUUCCAGCUGCCGCCCCACAUCUAUGGACUCACAAAUCUGGCUUAUCAAUCGCUUAAGGAUCAGAGCGAGGAUCAGUGCGUGCUUCUCACCGGCGAGAGCGGAGCGGGCAAAACGGAGACCUUUAAAAUGAUUGUAAACUUUCUGACCCAUAUACAGGAUCGCUCACACUGUCCCCCCACACCGAAUGUCCUACGGAAGCAAUCCUCAACCAGCUCGGCCAGCGGAUUGGUGCUGCACGCCCACAGGCGGGCCUCCAGCAGCUGCUCCGGCACUGCCAAUUUUAUUAUAUGCAAAAAUCGGGCGGAAAAUCCGUCAGCAAGUGUUUCACGGAGACAGAGUCCUUCGCCAGGACCAUCGCAGCGAUCACGGACGCGGGCAGAGAGCAUCGAACGCCAAAGCAGGCGCCACAUGCGAGAGAAAAUCGUGGACUUUGAUUUCUCACACCACAAGAGUAGCGAAAACAUCAGCGGCCUUCCCGAAUCACACGCCCACCACUUGCAUCCGACCAAGUCGUGCUUCAAGCACCAGCAGACCCAAGUCAGCGCCUGCACUGCCAUGCCCGCGGCCGCCAAGGGAUCGCCGAAAUAUGCCGUACCCACCAUGUACGGCGGUUGCCGUCAGUGCGGCCACAGCAAGUGCGUCCGUGCUCAGAGCCUGGAGAAGGAGGAGCGGGAUGAUUUGCGAGGCAGCAACUGCCGCCUGUCCACCAUUGCCACCGCCACCAGCAACCCGGUACAUCCGCAUCGCGGCAGUUGCUCCAACUUGAUGCGGCAGCACUCGACUGAAAGUCAGCCGGAGCGGGAACGGGAUCGUAGCUCCCUCAUGGGGUCCACGCAACGUAUAUCGCUGUACGAUGCACACAAGCUGAGCAAGGUCCUGGGCGAUCUACCGCCACCUCCGCCUAGUUCCGUUUCGCCCACGCCCUCGGCCAGCUCUUCGCUGCACAGGCGUCACAAAUCGCCCACGCAACGAAUGCGCGAGUGCGUCACCUGUGCGGAUGUGUUCCUGGAGGCCAUGGGCAAUGCCUGCACCCUGAAAAAUAACAACUCUAGUCGCUAUGGAAAGUUAUUUGAUAUCGAAAUUGAUUUUAAGGGAGAUCCAAUGGGAGUGCACAUUACCCACUAUAUGUUGGAAAAGACCCGUAUAACGGACACCAUCAUUGGAGAGCGAAAUUUUCACAUAUUUUACCAGUUACUAUUAGGUGCUGAUCUCCAGUUGCUAAAAUCGCUCAAGCUGUAUCGAAAUGUGGAAAAGUACGAGCUGCUCCGCAACACAACUGCCAUGGAGGAGGACCGCAUGAAUUUUCAUUAUACGAAGCGAUCCUUGGAUGUGCUGGGCCUCAGUUGUGAAGAAAGCAACUCCAUCUUUAGGGUCAUUGCAGUGGUUCUAAAGUUGGGUAACUUUAUUUUUGUACCCAUUACUAACAUAGACGGAACUGAGGGUUGUCAGGUGUCCAAUGUAUACGAGGUUCAAGAAACAGCACAGCUUCUUAAUAUGGAAGCCCAAAUUCUCAUCAACUGCUUAACCAGAGCGAAUAGCUCGAACAGCGCUCAAGAGGAUGUGGGUUGCGAAAUGGAUGCACGACAAGCAGCAAUCAACCGGAACACGCUCUGUCGCACUCUCUACAGCCGUCUUUUCACGUGGCUGGUAAACAAAAUUAAUGAGUCCCUAAAGUCAACACAGCGCGAGAAGAACCUGGCAUUGCUAGAUUUUUAUGGAUUCGAAGUGCUGGACCACAACUCCUUUGAGCAGUUUGCCAUUAAUUAUAGCGCGGAAAAGAUUCACCAGAAUUUUGUGUUUCAUGUGCUGCGUUCGGAGCAAGAACUCUACAUUCGCGAGGGAUUGGAAUGGUCUCGGAUUGAUUAUUUUGACAACGAGUCAAUUUGCGAGUUAAUAGACAAACCCAGUUAUGGUAUACUGAGCUUGAUUAAUGAACCCCAUUUAAAUAGCAACGAUGCUUUGCUUUUGCGAGUUCAGCAGUGUUGCGCGGGGCAUCCCAACUUCAUGACCAGCGGCAGCAACUCCAUGUGCUUUCAGAUUCGUCAUUAUGCAAGUGUAGUGAACUACUCAAUACAUCGGUUCCUCGAAAAGAACUCCGACAUGCUGCCGAAAUACAUAAGUGCUGCCUUUUACCAAAGCAAGCUUUCCUUAGUGCAAAGCCUAUUCCCCGAGGGAAAUCCCCGUCGGCAGGUUACCAAAAAGCCCAGUACGUUGAGCUCGAACAUCCGCACCCAAUUGCAGACGCUGCUGGCCAUCGUUAAGCAUCGCCGCUCCCACUAUGUGUUCUGUAUCAAGCCCAACGAGGGUAAGCAUCCGCACCAGUUUGACAUGGCACUGGUUCAACAUCAGGUGCGCUACAUGUCGCUCAUGCCGCUGGUCCACCUGUGUCGCACUGGUCAUUGCUACCAUCUGCUGCACGUUAAGUUCUUUCAUCGCUAUAAGUUGCUCAACAGCCUGACUUGGCCCCACUUUCAUGGUGGCAGUCAGGUAGAGGGUAUCGCCCUAAUAAUCCGCAACCUACCGCUGCCCUCAGCGGAGUUCACGAUCGGCACCAAAAAUGUGUUCGUCCGUAGUCCCCGCACCGUAUAUGAGUUGGAACAGUUUCGACGCCUGCGGAUUAGCGAGCUGGCCGUGCUCAUUCAAAAGAUGUUUCGAAUGUACCAUGCAAGAAAGCGCUUUCAGCGCAUGCGACACAGCCAGAUGAUCAUUUCGAGUGCCUGGCGCACGUGGCGGGAAUGCCGAUUUGGCAUUCCGUUCACUGGUCGUAGGCAUUUGUGGAGUUUAUAUCGUGUCGCCCGCGAGGAGUAUCGGUCCUUGAAGUACAAACGACAGGUGAGAUGGGCCAUCGAUAUUAUAGGUCGCUACUACCGCCAGUGGAAGAUCAGGCAGUUCCUUCUGACUAUUCCCUUGCGAUUGCCACCCAACACGCUAAGUCCGCUUUCUACCGAAUGGCCAGUGGCGCCCGUAUUCCUCGCAGAUGCCUCCCGUCAUCUAAGGUCCAUUUACCAUCGUUGGAAGUGCUACAUCUACCGAAACUCCUUUGAUCAAACAGCACGCAAUCGAAUGCGAGAGAAGGUCACGGCCAGCAUUAUCUUUAAGGAUCGGAAAGCUUCCUAUGGACGAAGUGUGGGCCAUCCUUUCGUCGGGGACUAUGUGCGACUGCGACACAACCAGCAGUGGAAAAAGAUUUGCGCCGAGACCAACGAUCAGUAUGUUGUAUUCGCAGACAUAAUCAACAAGAUAGCGCGCUCCAGUGGCAAGUUUGUGCCCAUUUUGCUGGUGCUGUCCACUUCAUCGCUUCUGCUGUUAGACCAACGAACGCUGCAAAUCAAGUACAGAGUGCCUGCAUCGGAGAUUUACCGAAUGUCUCUGAGCCCCUACCUAGAUGACAUUGCUGUGUUUCACGUAAAAGCGUCUGAAUUUGGACGGAAGAAGGGUGAUUUCGUUUUUCAAACAGGUCAUGUGAUUGAAAUAGUGACCAAAAUGUUUCUGGUCAUACAAAAUGCCACGGGCAAACCCCCGGAGAUACACAUAAGCACUGAAUUUGAAGCGAAUUUCGGCCAGCAGACUGUCAUCUUCUCGUUCAAAUACGGCGGCAUGUCGGACUUAGCACAAGGCCCACCCAAGGUCACCCGCAAGGCGAACCGCAUGGAGAUAAUUGUGUGAUCCACGACAGAAUCGAAAUCUGAUCGUGGCAGCUCAUCGAGUCUGCUGCUAUCAUCUUCUUCGCCUUAGACAGAACUCGAGUUCGGCGGUCCGUAUCCAAAAUUGUCGCCAGUCAUCGUGCAAUUGCAAUUACCAUUGCAUUUGGCGGUGGCCGGGGUCAGUCGACUUUUAUAUGGUCCCAGGGAUCAAAAUACAAUUUUAGCAAUAUAUUCAUACACUCACACUUAUAAUUUAGUUUCGUUCACAAGUGACAAUCAGAGUAACCAAUUUGUUGUCAGGAUUGUGCCAAAAGCAGGAAACUAGAAUUGUACCAAGGAGUAAAAAAAGAGCGAGCUAAUUUUAAAAUGCACCCUUUUAUUUAACUAUGUAGAGUUAAAGGAAAGGAAACUAACGAAGUGAACAACUGAAUUUAUUCAUCUAAUUUGUCAACCUAGUUUAAAGUGUAAGUCGUGCACCAAGUCGAUUAGCAUUGCAACAAUAAGUAUGUACUGCAAAUAAGCACUGGUAGCAGCGCAGCUCGCCAAGAUUGGAGGAGGAUUUGGAGUGUGCGCGGGUGCUGGUCAAGCAGUGUUUAGGAUUUUACACAAACUAUGAUAUUUCCGUUAUAGAAACCAAGGCAUUUCUCUUACUUUUAAGGUUUCAUACACAAUAAUUAGUAAACUAAUGCUAGGACAGACAUAUAAACCUCUUUAUAUACUGGAAACACAAAUGAACCCAAUAUAUGCAAUUUGCUGCAACAAAACAAGAUAGAAACUUUUCCCAAGCAAAACAAAACAUGUUAAACAACUAUUUACAAAGCAGAGCAGACGAGUAGUUAAAUAUUUCAAAUAAAUAUAUAAAUAUAUGUAUACACCAUACGAAAUUAAUAAUGAGUCUAUAUAAAAGCGACAACAAUAUGGGAAAAUACAGAAAACAUGUUUGUUACAAGUUGAGAACGAAUGUAUGUAGUUGUUUAUAUAUAACUUGUUAUUGAUAGUUCGGGCAUCUACGUAAUUAAAGCUGGAGUUUAGUUGCCCCAGCGAUGUCACAUGGUAUCUGCGACAUGGAACUCCAUCAGUUUUUAUUUGUAUUUAAGUUUUAAGCGAAUACUUCGAAAGAAAAGCCAAAUAUGAGUAAAUCGAAACCCAACCAGUUGGUAGUUUAUAAAACAAAGUUUAGCAAUAAUAAAACAUACACAUAGU